Messenger RNA from Psilocybe cubensis, 216 nucleotides. RefSeq lists its product as uncharacterized. Lineage: Eukaryota; Fungi; Basidiomycota; Agaricomycetes; Agaricales; Agrocybaceae. The transcript has 2 exons. The record is from RefSeq and is a predicted model, not a curated record. The coding region runs from base 1 to 216 and encodes 71 amino acids.
AUGGAUACCUUCCUGGACACGGAACCCGUACUGGGAGAGUUCACAGAGGAGGAUCUCGAGCAGGAGCAGGAUACCUACCAGAAGCCGCAGACGGACGCGGACCGCACGGAUGGCGAAGGGUACGAGACAAACACGGCGCCGUCGCAGUCGCGCAGCUCGUCGAUACGCAUGGUACAGAGUCAGAGUCAGCUGCAGCAGGGACAAGGGCAGGACUGA